Molecule: messenger RNA, 1532 nt
Organism: Esox lucius (northern pike)
Lineage: Eukaryota; Metazoa; Chordata; Actinopteri; Esociformes; Esocidae
Gene: sgk2b
Product: serum/glucocorticoid regulated kinase 2b
Exons: 11
Coding region: 144-1463 (439 amino acids)
Biological process (GO): protein phosphorylation
Molecular function (GO): protein serine/threonine kinase activity; ATP binding
Source: RefSeq, a predicted model, not a curated record
GCGCGCGCUCUCUCCAGAUCAACUGGUUGGAAAAGAUUCAGACCGGAGCCACUGGAGUACAAGACCAUCACGGACUCAGCCUUUAUUUUUUCUCUAGCUGUUUGUUUUCAGCUAUUUCCAUUUUUUUUAAAAUUACAUUUCAGAUGGGUGUGACGCAGGCAAGAGGCAGAAUAUGCUAUGCUAAAAUGAAAGCGCUUGUAUUAUUUUUAACAGCCUUGCUCAAAGGAAAAAAAGUGGGCAUCAGCGGCUUUAUGCACAAACUGGUGUCCAAUCACCAAAUAUGUCAACACUUGGAACCUGAGAGGAUCUUACAGCAAGAGAGCCUGAGAGUGGAGAGAGCAGAGAAAGAAGAGAGAGAAAGGGAGGAGAAAGCAGAGAAAGAAGAGAGAGAAAAAGAGGAGAGAGCGGGGGGGACAUCUCGUCUGCAGACUUUGACGAAGGACGAGACUCAGGUGAAGCCUUCUGAUUUCCACUACCUCAAAGUCAUUGGCAAAGGAAGCUUUGGAAAGGUGUUGUUAGCGAGACACAGAAAGAGUGGAGGUUUCUAUGCCGUCAAGGUUUUACAGAAAGACGUAAUUAUGAGAAGGAAAGAGCAGAGAACUGUGAUGAUAGAGAGGAAUGUGUUGCUAAAGGGACUGCAGCAUCCAUUCCUGGUGGGGCUCCACUUCUCCUUCCAGACCUUACACAGAUUGUACUUUGUCCUGGACUACAUAAAUGGGGGAGAGUUGUUUUUCCAUCUUCAGAAGGAGGGAGCCUUCCCGGAGUCCAGAGCAAAAUUCUACACUGCGGAGAUGGCUUCAGCCCUGGGCUACCUCCACUCUCUCAACAUAGUGUAUAGAGACCUAAAGCCAGAGAACAUCCUAUUGGACGGUGAAGGUCAUGUGGUUCUGACAGACUUUGGGCUGUGUAAAGAGGGAGUGUCUGUGAGUGAGACAAUGCAAACUUUCUGUGGAACCCCUGUGUACCUGGCGCCUGAGGUGCUGUUGGGUCACGCCUACAGUCGAGUCGUUGACUGGUGGGGGCUGGGUACUGUUCUCUACGAGAUGCUUUAUGGACUGCCCCCCUUCUACAGUCGCAGCAAGGCCAAGACAUUUGAAAAGAUCCUUCACGCCCCUCUGCAGCUCCGUAGUACUGUGUCCCAAGCCUCACAGUCUCUGCUGCGAGGCCUGCUGGAGAGGGACUGUAACAAACGCCUGGGAAGGCGACGGGACCUUGCAGAGCUGCAGGACCACACUUUCUUCCAGUCCAUUAACUGGGACGACCUGCUGUCCAGGAGAGUCCCUCCCCCUUUCAUUCCCAAGCUGUCUAGUCCAUGUGAUGUGCGAUAUUUUGACCCUGAGUUCACACUCCUUCCAGUCCCCGCCUCUCUUGGUUUGAGUGACAUGUCAGAGGGCGUGGUCAGUGAAGCCUUCCCAGGGUUCUCUUAUAUGCCCCUGGUUGAGUUUGGUGUUGUGGAUCCAUAAUUUAAUUUGAGUAUAUAUUUUUUUAUACCUGUUGAAUACAUUUGUUGAAUACAUUUAAACGUUUUCCUA